GACUUUCCGCCCUUCACCAUGGCCUCCCAGGGUGCGACGCUGCAAAACUACAACAACGAGCUGGUGAAGUCGAUUGAAGAUCUCCGUGAGAAGCGUGAAGAGCUCAACCGGCAGAUUCUGAAGGAGGAAGAGGACAAAGCAAAGAUCCAGAAAGAGCUUUCCAUUCUGACUGACCGCUUGCAGAAGAUCAACGAAAGCCUCGUUCGCAAGACUCAGGCCCGGAACGAGUACGACAAGACCAUUCAAGAGACGGAGGCCGCGUACAUGAAGAUCUUGGAGUCCUCGCAGACCCUCCUCCACGUGCUGAAGCGUGAGACAGUGAACUUGACCAAGAAGAAGGGCGAGCAAUGA
Symbiodinium sp. CCMP2456 is the source of this 351-nucleotide messenger RNA. NCBI's taxonomy places the organism in Eukaryota, Dinophyceae, Suessiales, Symbiodiniaceae. The record is from the annotation of a GenBank genome assembly.